Effrenium voratum is the source of this 342-nucleotide messenger RNA. The record is from the annotation of a GenBank genome assembly. NCBI's taxonomy places the organism in Eukaryota, Dinophyceae, Suessiales, Symbiodiniaceae.
AUGGGGUUGGUGCCCGAGGUCACUUUGGCUUCCUUCCACGGAGACACCAACGGCCUCCUCACCAUGCCCAUGUUGGACAAGGUGUGGUCCUCGCUGCAAAAGACGACCCGCUUGGUCUUCGGCCUGGAUGCGAAUACUCACGCCAAGCGCCAGGAGGGCAAGGCCUACGUCAAGGACUUCCAGGAGAUGUUCGCAGGUCUUGGCCUGAAGGCGCACUGGGAGGAGCCGCGCUACACCACCUUCAAUGCGCGGACCUAUUUGCAGCCGCAGCUGAACAAGGCAGCCAAGAGCAGUGAGCUGGAAGAGAAGGGCGACCGCAACCCCAAGGAGUGCUUGCGAUGA